AGUUGUUGCUGCCGACUUCCGGUUCCUUCCAUCCGCGCCCCAGCAGGGUGACAGUCGUUGUGGCCCGAAGCCGGCCUCGGCAGCUGGGGCGGCAGGCGCAGCCAUGCCCCAGUAUUACGAGGACAAGCCGAAGGGCGGCGCGUGCGCGGGUGUGAAGGAGGACCUGGGCGCAUGUCUACUGCAGUCGGACUGUGUGCUCAAGGAAGGAAAAUCCCCUCUACAGUGUCUGAAGGAAGGAAACUGCAAAGCUCUGAAAUACUCAUUUUUUGAAUGCAAAAGAUCAAUGUUGGAUACCAGAUCCAGAUUCCGAGGAAGAAAAGGAUAUUGAUGCUAGUGUGCUGAAACCAAAAUGAAAACAUCAAGCUUUCUCUGGUCACUUACAACAGAGAAGCCCAAAAAGGAGACAGACUUUUUGCUACAUCUGGUGGGAUGGACCAGUUUUUCCCUCCAUGAACACUGGAGAAAAUGGGAGAGUUCUGUUUUUGACUAUGUAUAAACUAAAUGAUUCUUUUGCUCUGAGUUACUUAUGGAAGAAAAACUUAAUUGAACAGCUAUGAGCUGGGAGCAUCCUACUGUAUUUUGAGAAUUGUUAGAAAGCUCAAAAAGUGAAAAGAUUGUAAUUUUCCAACUUGACUCUUCAACAAAAUGACACAAUUGUACAUCCUUUGUGAGUAUUACGAAGGCCACUGAUGGGACUAUGAAAAUUGGUAAUGUGCAGUCUUGGGAGACAAUUCUACUAGGAAAGUUUAGGAGAAAGCUUUCUUUUACUCAAUCUGUACUGUUUAGUUCUAAAAUAAAUUGUGUUUGAUUCCUUGUAGAAGAAAUGCUUCAUUUACACAGAUUCACUAGAGUAACAACCUCAAAGCCUGACUAUUAACAUCAUGUAAUAGACAUAGCUGGAUGCAUAGCUCUGAUUAUGUUGCCGGGGCUCUUGGCCUCCAUCUUGUGACUGUUUUUCUCUAUUUCUGGCUUCCGUUUUGGCCUGGUCCUCUCUUUACAUAAUGGGAAAGAGUCCAGGCAGCCAAAAGCACACAUCCUUAAGAUCUGUGAUUCAAAAAGAAGAGAGCUAACCUUUUCUAGGGUCCACUAAUCAAAUCCUACAAAAGGACUCUUACCUUACCUGAACUACCUGCUCUCGAACUAGACCAGUCUUAUGGAAAAAGGGGUAAGGUCCCAUGAUGUCCAGGCUUGGGUCUUAGGCACUGUAAUGGGUAUUCCCCAAGAGAAUUGCAAUGGAUGUCUCUGGUGGGCUUUACCCCAAAAGGAAAGGAUUCAGAGCAAACUGAAAUAAUAGAUGUCCAUAGACAAAGCAGGAGUGAAAACCAGGAAAUGAUUGAAAAAGUUUAGAAUCACAGUAACUUUACUCUGAUCACUUAAUAUAGUCAAGAGUCAAAUAUGAAUCCAAGUUUCACCUCUCUUUUCAGUAUUGAAGAAUAAUGAAGACGCUAUGCUGCUUCCUACAGGCAUGGUUAUUUGGACAAGCAGUCAAGGUGUUCUGUAGCUCAGCUGCUUGUUUAAAGGUUCACCUAAAGUGAGAAUUGCACACCAGUCCUUGUGGCAGAGUGUCACUGGGGUUUCUUUGUGUGGUAUAGGUGUACUGCUUCUCACUUGGAAAAGGAAAGUAAUGGGUUCUUCCUCCCCCACAGCCCCCCUUUCAGUAACUCCUGUAUACCUAUUUAAGUGCUCCAACUUUUUAUUUUUUAUAAACAUAUAUUUUUAUCCCCAGAGGUACAGGUCUGAAUUGCCAGGUUUACACACUUCACAGCACUCACCAUAGCACAUUACCCUCCCCAAUGUCCAUAACCCCACCCCCCUUCUCCCAACCCUCCUCCCCUCAGCAACCCUCAGUUUGUUUUGUGAGAUUAAGAGUCACUUAUGGUUUGUCUCCCUCCCAAUCCCAUCUUGUUUCAUUUAUUCUUCUCCUACCCCCUUAACCCCCCAUGUUGCAUCUCUACUUCCUCAUAUCAGGGAGAUCAUAUGAUAGUUGUUUUUCUCCGCUUGACUUAUUUCGCUAAGCAUGAUACCCUCUAGGUCCAUCCACGUUGUCGCAAAUGGCAAGAUUUCAUUUCUUUUGAUGGCUGCAUAGUAUUCCAUUGUGUGUACAUACCACAUCUUCUUUAUCCAUUCAUCUGUUGAUGGACAUCUAGGUUCUUUCCAUAGUUUGGCUAUUGUGGACAUUGCUGCUAUAAACAUUCGGGUGCAUGUGCCCCUUCGGAUCACUACAUUUGUAUCUUUAGGGUAAAUACCCAGUAGUGCAAUUGCUUGGUCAUAGGGUAGUUCUAUUUUCAACAUUUUGAGGAACCUCCAUGCUGUUUUCCAGAGUGGUUGCACCAGCUUGCAUUCCCACCAACAGUGUAGGAGGGUUCCCCUUUCUCCGCAUCCUCGCCAGCAUCUGUCAUUUCCUGACUUGUUGAUUUUAGCCAUUCUGACUGGUGUGAGGUGAUAUCUCAUUGUAGUUUUGAUUUGUAUUUCCCUGAUGCCGAGUGAUAUGGUAAGUGCUCCAACUUUUAGUGAAAGAACUUUAAUAAGAUUUUCUAAAAUAACUUUAUCGAACCAUCAGUUUUUAAUAAUAGCUUUAUUGCGAACUUCAUUUGGAGAAAUUCACAUUCCAUAAAUUCACACUUAAAGCAUACAAUUCAGUUUUGCUUCUUUUUGUAUAGUCACAAGUUUGUGCAACUAUCACCAGUAUCUAAUUCCAGAACAUUCUCAAGAGAAGCCCCAUACCCAUAAGCAGUUACUCCCCCCAUUCCCUCUUUCCCCCCAGUUCCCAGCAACCAUUAAUACACUUUGUGUAUAUGCACAUUUGCACAGUUUGGACAUGUCAUAAAAAUGGGAUUAUAUGUGGCCUUUUGUGACUGGCUUCUUUUACUUACUGUGUUUUCAAGGUUCAUACAUAUGUAGGAUCUGUCCAUUCUUUUUAAUGCUGAUUACUAAUUCCACAGUAUAGAUAAACCAUGUUUUAUGUAAACAUUCAUUAGUUGAGGGACUUCGAAUUAUUUGCACUUUUAGGCUAUUAAGAAUAAUUCUAUGAUCAUUUGUGAGCAAUUUUGCACAGAUACGUUUCAUUUCUCCAGAGUGUAUAUACCUAACAGUGGCAUAACAAUUCCCAAGUUUAACAUUUUGAUGAAUUGCCUAACUUUUCUGCAGCGACCACACCGUUUUACAUUCCCACCAGCAACAAGAGGAUUUCAAUUGGUCCACAUCAGCAACAGUUGUUUUUCAUCUAUUUGAUUAUAAACAUUCUAUUCGGUGUGACCUGGUAUCCGAUUAGGAUUUUUUUUUUAAUAUUUUUUUAAAAGAUUUUAUUUAUUUAUUUGACAGAGAGAAAUCACAAGUAGAUGGAGAGGCAGGCAGAGAGAGAGAGAGAGGGAAGCAGGCUCCCUGCCAAGCAGAGAGCCCGAUGCGGGACUCGAUCCCAGGACCCUGAGAUCAUGACCUGAGCUGAAGGCAGCGGCUUAACCCACUGAGCCACCCAGGUGCCCCCCCCCCCCUGAUUAGGAUUUUGAUUGGCACUUCCCUAAUGGCUACUGAAGCUGAGCAUAUUUUCAUGUGCUUACUGGCUUUCUGUGUAUCUUCGGAGAAAUGUCUGGUCAAGUCCUUUGUCCAUUUUUCAAAUGAGUUACUUGUCUUUUUAUUAUUGUGUUAUAAGAAGUCUUUAUAUAUAUAGUGUAUACAAGUUCCUUAAAGACAAAUGAUUGGCAGAUGUUCUCUCCCAAAGGUGAUCUGUCUUCCCUCUCUUGAUGCUGUCUUUUGAAGCACAAUUAUUUUGAUGAAUUCCAAUUUACCUCUUUUUCCUUCUGGUAUAUCUAAGAAAACCACUGCCUAAUCCAAACUUACAAAAAUUUAUUCCUGUUUUCAUCAAAAAACUUUAUAGUUUUAACUUACAUAUAGGUCUGUGAUCCACUUUGAAAUUUCCGAUACCUUUAUCAGUAACUAUAUAUUUUAAAUUUUAUUUGUGGUAAAAUUACAUAAUGUAAAGCAUACACUCUUAAGCAUUUUUAAGUAUACAGUUCAGUUAUGUUAAGUACGUUACCUUGUUACACAGCCAGUCUCGAGCUCAUUCACCUUGCAAAACUGAAACUGUACAGCCAUUAAACAACUCCCCAUUACCCAACCCCUGGCAAUACUGAUGUUAAGCAUAAUUUCAUUUAUUUGUUGGCCUUUGUAAACCUUCUUUGGAGAAGCGGCUAUUCAAGUUCUUUGCCCCUUAUAAAAUAGGGCUUUCUGUUGUGGGGUUCUAGGAGUUCUGUGUAUAACCUAGAUAUUAACCCCUUAGCAGAGAUGAUCUGCAGGUAUUUUCUCUCAUUUGUUUUUACUAUGUUGAUUGUGUUCACCAUGUUGAUGCAGUUUUAAAUUCUGAUGUAGUCUAGUGUAUCUGUUUCUACUUCUGUUGCCUGUCCUUUUGGUGCCAUAUCCAACAAAUCAUUGCCCAAUCCAGUGAAGUUCUUCCCCUAAAUUUUCUUCUGGGAAUUGUACAGUUUUGGUUCUUACUUUUAAAUCUUUCAUCAUGUUUGAGAUGAUUUUGCAUAUAGGGGAAGGGAAGGGUCCAAUUUCAUUCUUUUGCAUGGGGAUAUCCAGUUUUCCCAACACCAUUUGUUGAAAAGACUGCCCUUUGCUCAUUGAAUGGUCUUUGCAUUCUUGUUGAAAAUCACAUGACCACAUAUACUAGGGUUUUCUUCUUUUUCAUUGCUCUAUAUGUCUGUCUUUAUGUUCGUGCCACACUGUUUUGAUUACUGUAGCUUUGUAAUGAGUUGGAAAUCAGGAAGUAUACAACCUCCAAAUUUUUUUUUUUUAAUGGUUUUCACUAUUCCUGGCCCCUUGAGAUUCCAGAUCAAUUUUAAGAUGUAUUUCUGUGACUCCACAAAAGACACCAGUGGAAUUUUGAUAGGGAGCACACUGAAUCUGUAAAGGACUUUGGACAGUAUUGGCAUCUUAACAAUAAAAAAUCUUCCAAUCCAUUCA
This is a messenger RNA of Mustela lutreola (European mink), 4962 nucleotides long. Its product is annotated as cytochrome c oxidase assembly factor 5. The coding region runs from base 104 to 328 and encodes 74 amino acids. Lineage: Eukaryota; Metazoa; Chordata; Mammalia; Carnivora; Mustelidae. Gene Ontology annotation, biological process: mitochondrial respiratory chain complex IV assembly. Gene Ontology annotation, cellular component: mitochondrion. The record is from RefSeq and is a predicted model, not a curated record. The transcript has 3 exons.